UCAACCAAUAGGAAGUGCUAAAGUGUCAUCUACAAGCGUUCUUUCUAGUCGUCUUUCCCACAAUGGUGAGCACGCAAGUGAACGUAAAUUCCAAAGGAUUGGGCCAUAAGGCCAUCCUAAUCGAUGCCAAAGGCCACUUAUUGGGCCGAUUGGCCACCGUUGUGGCUAAGCUGCUCUUAAAUGGAGAUAAAGUUGUUGUAGUGCGGUGUGAGCAGCUGAACAUCUCCGGUAACUUCUUCAGAAACAAGUUGAAAUUUAUGUCCUUCCUGCGCAAAAGAUGCAACGUAAAUCCAGCUCGCGGGCCUUUCCACUUCAGGGCGCCUUCCAGAAUCUUCUGGAGAACUGUAAGAGGAAUGUUGCCACACAAAACCGUAAGGGGAAAAGAUGCCUUGCGCAAGCUAAAAUCAUACGAAGGUAUUCCAGAACCCUACAGUGCUAAGAAACGUCUGGUGGUGCCUGGAGCUCUGAGGGUGAUCUGCUUGAAACCCGGGCGCAAGUUCUGUCAUGUAGGCCGUUUGUCCAAUGAGGUGGGAUGGAAGUACCAGAGAGUCGUGCGUGCUGUUGAAACCAAACGGAAGGUUAAUGAAGUUCUGAGCAUCAAGAAGCGGGACAAAGUGAGGAAAUUGACUGCCCAGGCUUCAGAGAAAGUGGCUAAACAGGUGAAGCCGUUCACGGCAAUCAUUAACUCGUACGGUUACAAGUGAGAAGUUACUGUGAACUUCACGGGUUUGAAUGCCUAAUAAAUUUUUAUUAAUUUAC
This is a messenger RNA of Dendroctonus ponderosae (mountain pine beetle), 759 nucleotides long. RefSeq names its product 60S ribosomal protein L13a (gene RpL13A). The record is from RefSeq and is a predicted model, not a curated record. Gene Ontology annotation, molecular function: structural constituent of ribosome; mRNA binding. Gene Ontology annotation, biological process: translation; negative regulation of translation. Bases 63 to 704 code for a protein of 213 amino acids. Gene Ontology annotation, cellular component: ribosome; cytosolic large ribosomal subunit. NCBI's taxonomy places the organism in Eukaryota, Metazoa, Arthropoda, Insecta, Coleoptera, Curculionidae. The transcript has 5 exons.